Lathyrus sativus (Indian pea) is the source of this 210-nucleotide messenger RNA. The record is from the annotation of a GenBank genome assembly. Lineage: Eukaryota; Viridiplantae; Streptophyta; Magnoliopsida; Fabales; Fabaceae.
AUGCCUAAGCAAAUCAAUGAGAUUAAAGACUUCCUCCUCACGGCCCGGAGGAAGGAUGCGCGAUCCGUGAAGAUCAAGAGAAGCAAAGAUGUGGUCAAGUUCAAGGUUCGAUGCUCCAAGUACCUUUACACCCUUUGUGUGUUUGAUACCGAGAAAGCUGAUAAGUUGAAGCAAUCACUUCCUCCAGGUUUGAAUGUUCAAGACCUAUAA